This is a messenger RNA of Leptidea sinapis, 3506 nucleotides long. RefSeq lists its product as uncharacterized. The record is from RefSeq and is a predicted model, not a curated record. The transcript has 9 exons. Bases 177 to 2663 code for a protein of 828 amino acids. Lineage: Eukaryota; Metazoa; Arthropoda; Insecta; Lepidoptera; Pieridae.
GUACAUUCUUUGCAUUUGUGUUGCUUAUCAUUAAAGAAAAAACAUUUUUAAGGUAAUGUUUGUAAAUAUUCAUAAGUUAUGUUCUGUGUAGGUAAGUGAGUGUUAUUUAAAAUUAGAAUCACUCUACUUAACUACGUUAGUGUUAAAUAUUAUAUGUUAUUGUAUGCAUUACAAAUAUGGCCAGUAAAAAAGUAAGCAAAGAUAUCCAAGAAGCUAUGAAACUAGGGUUGUUAUCAGAGUUGAAGUAUUAUGAUCAAAAAAUUGCGGAAAUUAAGAAAGCAGAGCAAUUGAAAGAAAACAAUAACGUUAAUAUUUAUUUUUACCCGGAGCUUGAACUUACGGUGAAUGUUGACACCCCAGUAGAUGAAUUGAAGAGAAAAGAAGAGUCAAUGAAGACAUGCCUCCUAGCAACACAGGAGCUUACCAGAUUGAUUGUACUGCAACAUGAAGUUAAUAUACUUGUAGGAGACAGAGUUGUUGAAGGAGAUUCUCCUGUACCAAUAAAGGGGGUAUGGAAGCAAGUGACUGCAGAUUGUAGAAUAGACAUGAUUCCUUUUUGUAUCUCAUUCUUUGCUCAUAAAGAUAAAAGUCUAUUUGGUCCAAUAUUAUACAGCGGUUUGGAAGUGACACUUGUGAAGGUAGCCCACGAGUUCGAGUUGAAGAAUUCCAUUCUGCCAAUCCUUACGAAACCUGCAGAUGUAACAGAGUUGAUACGCAGCUACGCCAUAGCAUAUAGAUCCAGACGGAGUUCUCUGGAGAAACUACUGGACAGAUUUACUAACACUCUGGUCUUAGAUCGUCUGCAUGAUGGUGGAUAUCAGCUCAGCUGUCCAAAUUUGAAAGUCUCAUGGACACUGCAGUACAGGUUGGCACUUGAUGCUCCCUUUAAGCACCAACUGACCAUUGAUUUAGAUGAAAUGGAUGAAUCAUACAUAACGUUAAUAAGACACAAUCAUGAACAACUGUGUGUCCCUCAUAUUAAAACAGAUGAACGCACGUUUCUGCUUACUAAUAUAAUCACCGCGUGUAUCGAAGCGCAAAAUUCGGCAAAAGAAUUCCAAGAAUCAGUUGUAUCCGAUGCUGAAAGUGCGACACAAAGAAGAGAUGUUGAUAUUCCAGCUGUUGAGUCUAAUCUCAUGGCGCCACCUAAAUCUUUACCAAAAAAGUCGAGGAGUAAACAUAAUAACAAAAGACCUAGUGACAACGCUGAUCCAGAACCUAAGAAAUUUAAAAAAGUAGAUGGAAAUCAAAACACCAUAAAAGUUGGUAAUAGUAAAGAUGAAACACAUAAAAGUAUAAAUAAGGCGGCACCAAGUAAUAAAUGUAAAACAGAAAAACAGCAAAUUGCUAACGUUGAUAACCCAAAGGGAAAUAAAAAUCCUGAAGCUAAGAAAGUUAACAAAGUAGAUGGAAAUCAAAACACCAUAAAAGUUGAUAAUAGUAAAGGUGAAACACAUAAAAGCAUAAAUAAGGCGGGACAAAGUAAUAAAAGUAAAACAGAAAAACAGCAAAUUGCUAACGUUCAUAAACCAAAGGAAGAUAAAAAUCCUGAUAACAUUACUAAGGAUACAAAACAAAAAAAUAUGCAGACAGAUGCUACUUUGUUGAAAACUCAGACGGCAAGCUCGGUUAAAGUAUUUUAUGGAAUAGAAAAGCAAGACACGCGUGUUGUGAAAAAAAGUAAUUUAGAAAAACACGAUCCUACCAAAAAAGGUUUGGGAAAGGAAAACAAAGGGGAUAAAUUGAGAGAAAACGCCAAUAACACCAAAUUAUUACAGAAAGAUAUUACAAACCAUCCAGUCAAAAUUAUUGUCACAAAAUAUCCUUCUGAAGAAAAUAAUAAAUGUAAUGAUGAAAAAAAAAGUAAAAUUAGCGAGAUAGAUAAAUCAGAAAAUAAAUCACAGUUGAACCAAAAUGCAACAGCCAGUACAAAAUCGAAGACGGGUCCUAAAGAUGUAAAUAGUGGACUGAAGCAUAUUUCCACAAUUGAAAAUAAUAAGCUAAAGGGAAAAUCAAAAAAAGACAUCCACACAGAUAAAAAUAGUACAACAAAACAAAAAUCUACCAAUAAUAACCGAAAUACCGAUAUUAUUAAAAACACAGGAACAAAAGAAAAUUAUAAAGGCAACACUAAACUUAAACAAGGUCCUUCUGGAACUAGCAACUUGAAACAAAAUAGUAACAGUGAUAAUCAACUUAUAGACCCAAAAGUACGAACAGAAGUAAAAUCAAAUCAAAAAAUUCAUCAAAAUAUUAUCAAGGCCACUAAACCUAAAUUAGAUGAAAGACGGAAAAUAGGGGCACAGAAAAGCACAGAAGGGUUGAAUACAGAAAAAAAAGUAAAUGGAAGACAACAAAAGAAUCAAUUGACUAAAAAUAUUAGAACAGACAACCAGGAAAAAGUAAUUGGACCAGACAAGGUAAAUAUAACAAGCAACAUAUUCAGUAGACUUAGUAAUACCCUGGCACUAUCAAAGUGGAAUGCUCAGAAGACAAAGAUACCACAGAAAAGGUCUUCUGUACGGGAAAACUAUGCAAAGAAAAGCCACUUAAGGAUAAGUCCACGUAAUCUGCAAGCAACGUCAAUAAGGCCAGUGGCUCAUAUUAAGAGAGAUUUGAAAUCUAAUAAUGUAUCAAGAUUUACGAAGAUGCUGAACUCGUGAGCUGUGUGUAGAGAUUAUAUUAUAAGUAUUAUGGCAGUUUUUGUGUAGUCGGAAAUGUAAUUCGAGAUCAAAAAUGUAAACAAAGAAUUGUAAUUGUCAAAAUGUUAGUUCAGAGAUUAUCAACAUUUUUCUAGGUAGUGAAUCGGAAUUGGUUACGUUUAUAAUAAACUAGCGGACCCGACAAACGUUGUUCUGUUAAAAAAAACUCUCGCCGUUGGAAUUUCGUAAAAUCCGUCCUAGCAUCAAGCUUUGGCAGUAUGCCCUUUAACUAGUUUUCAUAAUGAGCGGAUUUUCAGUGUUUUUUCUGGAUUCGAACAUUAAUAAUGCUCCAUCUACAAAACCUUUUCUGGUUCGAGCUUUUCAGUAUCAAACCACAUUUUCGAUGUUGUGACCUUGUGGCGCUUGCGGGUAUCAUAUUUAAAAUUUAUACAUUGGAGUUAACAGCUUGAACUAUAUUCAGUAAUUAUAAAUGUUUCACCAUAUCAAUUAGUUUAUGAGUGCAAGAGUAGCCAAUAUACAUACACACAACCAAAUGUCUAAACUAUAUUAAAAUAUCAUAACAGGUUAAGUUCUAAAUAAAAUUAUUAAAUAGCAUCCAUGAUUCGUUAUGUUAUUCAACAAUGAAUUAAAACAAAAAGAAAACUUACCAACAUACAAAAACUUAACAACUUUACUUUACUGCACAAUAAUUUCACAUUUUAAUUUUUGGAUGUAUUUUAUACUAUAUUAUAUAUGCUUAAUUAAUAACUAUAUGUAUAUACUAACUUCUACACUUAUAAUAAUUUUAAAAUGAUUUUAGUAUAUUUCAACACGCACAAUACAUUUUUGAUCUCGAAUUAUAUU